AUGUGGGAAUAUGGAUGUGUAUUAUUGCCAUUGCAUUUUGGAACCUGGGAGUUUAAAUUAUUUAUUGCUCUUUGCCUUCUUAUUAUACUGAAAAUCUGGGGAUGCUUGGUUUUGGGUCUCAAGUUGUCCAAUGUUUCCAAGAACUAUUUUCCCAAACAAAGUACAAAGAAGCUUCAGAACUUGCCGCCGAGUCCCCCCAAGGAAUCCUCCGAACACCAGACAGUUGCCAAAUUCCAGAAGAACCUGAUCUGUGAGGCAACGACUUUUCUAUUAGAUGUUUUGAAGCCAAAUCUUCCUGAACAUAGUUUCCUUCAAACAAAGAGUCUUUCAGCAAUGAGUACUUCUGGCUCAUCUUUUGCACAUCAUUUUGAUGCAAAGAUGAAGGGAUGAAGAACGAUUGAUUUAGGUACUUAUAUUGUUGUUUUCUAUUCGAAAUUAUAAUCCUAAUUUAGUGGCAAAGGUAAAUAGUUUGAUGGUAGAUUAUAAGAUUAAUUCCGUAUUAUUAUUUUUUUUAUCUGAUAUCAUAUAUUCUUCGAUGAUGAAGGGUAGCUAAAAACUUUAUGCUAACAACUUUUAAUAAAUAUAUUAUGCCAAACUAACUGUG
Molecule: messenger RNA, 604 nt
Organism: Juglans microcarpa x Juglans regia
Lineage: Eukaryota; Viridiplantae; Streptophyta; Magnoliopsida; Fagales; Juglandaceae
Exons: 4
Coding region: 1-390 (129 amino acids)
Source: RefSeq, a predicted model, not a curated record